Molecule: messenger RNA, 1340 nt
Organism: Anopheles funestus (African malaria mosquito)
Lineage: Eukaryota; Metazoa; Arthropoda; Insecta; Diptera; Culicidae
Product: probable serine hydrolase
Exons: 3
Coding region: 277-1332 (351 amino acids)
Source: RefSeq, a predicted model, not a curated record
CCAGCUGUUGCCAGUAUCCGCCGUGGAUGUAUACGAACAACGGUGCAUCAACUGGCAGAUUGUCGCCGUAAAUGUCCACAUUGUCCCGAUCGCCGCUACCAUACGUGUACCAUUUACAGUUCAGCGCGUACGCUUUUGCUUGCCAUCGCACACGCAUCGCAAGGGCCCUCAUUAUCAAUCGUAUCCAAACGUGAAACGGCAGCAGACACACAGAAACCAUCGUACCGCACUAAGGUGCAUGCUUCCUAGCUCUGUGUGACGGAAAACGACCAUAAUAUGUCUGCGCGAAAGGCAGGUCUAGAGUCGAAUCAUACCGCGGGACAGGAUGACGAAAGCAGUCUGCGAGCUAUAAGCAGUGUGGAGCAUCAUCCAUUGAUACGAUUCAUCGAGCUGCAGGAUAAACAGAACAAUGUGACGGAAGUGGAAAUUCCCGUCCCAUACGGAAAGAUCGCCGGCAAGUGGUUCGGACCGAAAAAUGUACGCCCGAUUCUGUGCCUGCAUGGAUGGCUCGAUAAUAGUGGCACAUUCGAUCGGUUGAUACCGCUGCUGCCGGAAGAUGUAAGCUUCCUAUCGAUCGAUCUACCCGGUCACGGUUACUCGUCCCGCAUACCGGACGGUAUGUCCUACUACGUAAUGGAUUGCGUUCCGCUCAUCCUAGGCAUUAUGCGCGAGUACGGCUGGGCCAAGGUAUCGCUGAUGGCACAUUCCAUGGGUGCAACCAUAUGUUUCAUCUUUGCCGCACUGUUUCCCGACAAGGUCGAUCUACUGAUCGGGCUCGAUGCGUUGAAACCGCUCAGCUUCUAUGCCGAUCGGUUCCCGCAGCGUGUGAGCAAGCAGGUGCUGAAGUUCAUACAGGCUGAUAUAAGAAAUCAGGAAAAAUCUGAACCACCGUCCUACACGUACGAGGAAAUGAUCGACAGAUUGUACGAAGGAACCGCUGCUUCAGUGUCGCGGGAAACCUGUCCCUAUUUGCUGCAGCGCAACAUAAAACCAUCGCGCAAGUUCCCCGGGAAGUAUUACUUCGAUCGGGACAAUCGGAUGAAGUACAACGUCAUACCGGGUUGGUCGGACAGUGUUAAUGUGGAGCUGGCGAAACGUAUUACGGCACCGUUUCUGACGGUGAAAGCGAUAGACUCACCGUACCCGGGGUCGAAAGAAGGGUUCGAACAAACCGUAACCAUCCUGAAGGAAUCCAACCCAAAGUAUGAAGUAGUGUACGUACCUGGUUCCCAUCAUGUACACCUGACCGAGCCGGAAAAUGUCGUACCAGUGUUGGUGGACUUUCUGCGAAAAUAUUGGCACAAAGAGAUGGACGUAGUUAGUAAGCUAUAAAGAGGCAA